Gopherus flavomarginatus (Mexican gopher tortoise) is the source of this 1735-nucleotide messenger RNA. RefSeq names its product neurogenin-1-like. The coding region runs from base 932 to 1642 and encodes 236 amino acids. Gene Ontology annotation, molecular function: protein dimerization activity. The record is from RefSeq and is a predicted model, not a curated record. The transcript has a single exon. Lineage: Eukaryota; Metazoa; Chordata; Testudines; Testudinidae.
UAAUAGGAGUCUAUAUAAGAAAAAGCCCCAAAUAUCAGGACUGUCCCUAUAAAAUUGGGACAUCUGGUCACCUUAGCUUUGUACCAUUAGGAGACAAAGCCCUUUGCGGGGGGAGGGUUGAAAUGAUAAACAUUGAAGCAAAGGGCUCCACCUUGACUGAUUUUUGUGCUAUUGUACCAUAUUCAACUUCAGUUAUUAACCUCCCAGCCAACUGUAAGGGGGCCUCUGAGCUAUCAGUCACCAGGAGUCCUAUCAGCCCCAUAAGGAUGCGUGUCUCAGAACCUGUUACCGACACAGCAUUGUUUUAUUGCUUCAGGAACACUUAGCAGGUUCCAACAUUGUUUUUAAAGCCAUGCGGAUCAUUGAAAACUCCCUCAAGCUAUUUAAUCCUUUCCCAGAUCCAGCCAAAGCGAGUCCCCUCCGCUGAACUCAAAGUGCUGUUUUAAGCGGAACGGGAGAUCAUUAGCGUGUUAUCGCCAGCACUGAGUUUGUUCCUGUCGAGGGGCGGGGGGAGGAGAAGCUACUUUUAAAUUGUUGCACCGCAAGCCUGAACUGUGCGCGCCUUUCCAGUGGAAAAGAUACCCCCGGAUCUAAUUGCAUUUUGGAUUAUUAGGAUUAACGUCUCGUUGAUUCCUAGUGUCACACGUCAAGGGAUCACUGGAGAGAAACUAAUCCACACUGACUGAAUGCGUUUAGUAGACUCUCUUUCUGUUAUAAGUGACAAAUUAUUCACGGUUUAGCUUUGAACGCUAGCUUUGUUUUAAAACUCUUAUCCCCGCCCCGGGAGGGACCCUUUUCUGCCUCUCCACGCGUCCCAUUUGCAAUAUAAACAAACCCACCCUUCAAGGUUUCUGGCUACACUUUCACGUGUCUCGGAGUAAGGAGGCGGGAGGAAAGAUCCAAGUUCUCUGUGUAAACGCUCCGGGCUAGAAUGAAAGCCCGCUGCACUCCGGAGCCGGUGAGGGCGGGUGGCUUUCCCAGCUACAGUUUCUCAGCGCUGUCCUGCCACUGCAAUGCCCGGGUGCAAAGGGAAGAGGCGGCGGAGGAGGGGAGAGGUUUACAGGUAAAUGCAAGGGAUUUCCAGCCCGCCGGUGUUGCACGCUGGAAAGUGAGCGAUGGCCGGUUUCCCCAGGGAUCCGUGAGCCUGAAUCCAGGGGGAUUGGCACUAGUGCGCGCCACAGACUGCGGGCCCUCUCCUGGGCUCCAAGGGAAGAGAGCACUGGCGGGCUGGGGAUACGAUCCUCUAAGGAGGGCAUGGAUCAGACGGCGCCGGCGGCUGGCAGCCAAUGCCCGGGAAAGGAGGCGGAUGCUGGCUUUGAACGUGGCAUUUGAUCGUCUGCGGAGCGUCAUCCCAGCGCUGCGUAACGAAAAGAAGCUGUCCAAAGCGGAGACGCUGCAGAUGGCCAAGAUCUACAUCUCCAUGCUGAGCGAGCUGCUGCAGAGGGGAGAAGGCGCAGGCGGCCCGCGGGAUACGGGGCAGACACUGGCCGUGCAGAAGGGCGGAAGCACCCAGCGCCCAGACACUGCUGCGCCCCCAUCCACCGAGAAAUGCAGCCCUAUACUUCCACCAGCCCAGAACUCACCCCAGGCUCUUAAUUCACUACGGCGUGCCGCCACGGAGCCGGGAUCCACGCGGUCCUGACGCCAACUGCAGCGCCGAGGACAGCAGACCAUGCCCAAGGGGCUGGGCAGCGCGGAAGCCUGGCGGUUCAGAGACAGGGGUCAGCUCCGCGCC